GGAGCUUGCGCAAUAUGUUUUGCACGGCCCUGGCUCUUGGCAGUGUAUGUUUGUUGUUGUUGUCAUAUUAGGAGAGUGAAAGAGGCAUUUAUUAUCGGGGCCAUAACCGUGAACGUGUCGCAUGAGGUUAGUACAUGAGCCCCACCCUGCCAUGAGAGCGGACCACCAGGUCAGCAGCCCCCCCUCCUUCUGCAGUUGAUGGAUCUGCAGCUGGUCCAGAGAUGACAGACAGCGUCAGGGCCUUCCUCCAGAAUGUUGCGACGGGGAUCAAGGACUCCAUAUUGGGGAUCGGAACCAUCUCCAAGCUGGAUGCUCGCAUCCAGCAGAAAAGGGACGAGCAGCGGAGAAGGAGGGCCAGCGGGGCCCUCGCACAGAGACGGGCACAGAGUGAGGAACGCAAACCGGACAAUGAGCCUAGAGUAGCCAGCAGGAUAUUUCAGUGCUGUGCCUGGAAUGGAGGAGUGUUCUGGCUCAGUCUGUUUCUCUUCUACCGGGUCUUCAUCCCCCUGCUGCAGACCCUCACAGCAAAAAUCAUCGGUGACCCCUCCCUCCACGGCAGCGUGUGGUCCUGGCUGGAGUUCAUCCUGACCUCCGUCUUCAGCGCUCUGUGGGUUCUCCCUCUGUUCGUCCUUAGCAAGAUAGUGAACGCCAUCUGGUUCCAGGACAUCGCUGACCUAGCGUUUGAGGUGUCCGGCGUCAAAGCCCAGUCGUUCCCCAGCGUCAGUAAGAUCAUCGCCGACAUGCUGUUCAACCUGCUGCUCCAGGCGCUCUUCCUCAUUCAGGGGAUGAUUGUCAGCCUGUUCCCCAUCGACGCGAUCGGACAGAUGGUCAGUCUCCUCCACAUGUCUCUGCUCUACUCCCUGUAUUGCUUCGAGUAUCGCUGGUUCAACCACGGCAUCGAGAUGCACCAACGACUGUCCAACAUCGAGAGGAAUUGGCCAUAUUACUUUGGCUUCGGUUUACCCAUGGCUCUGCUGACCGCCAUGCCCUCCUCGUACAUCAUCAGUGGCUGCUUGUUCUCCAUCCUCUUUCCUCUGUUCAUCAUCAGUGCAAAUGAAGCAAAAACACCAACAAAACUAUAUCACUUCCAGCUGCGGCUCUUCUCUCUGGUCGUGCUGAUCAGCAACAAGCUUUUCCACAAGACCGUCCACCUGCAGUCGUCUCUGACGCCGUCGCCCUCGUCCGAGAAGCUGGCCUCGCCCCACACCUCCCCGAACCGCCACAGACUGCUGCAGCACAGCCAGUGAUGGAGCCACGCCGAGCACGGAACGAUGUCGACCAACGUUUGGCGUCGGCCGGUGUCGGUUCCUCCAGAUGGGUUGACCUCGAAGAAGGCGACAUGCAACGCAAGUUGAAGGGUUUAUGUAGAUUAUCCAAUCUUCGGCGGCUGGGUUCGGUUUUAAUCCGCGCCAGGCACAUUUUGACUCACAUUUCUCUCUUAACACGUUAUAGGAAUAUAUACAGCUGUAACUUUAUUUUGGUUUGGUCUUCUUUCCGCAUAGGUUUUUCUUUUCUUUCUUUCUUUUUUUUUUGUUUGUAUAAUGUGCCAUUUGAGUGAUGCUUCGUAAAAAAUA
Poecilia latipinna (sailfin molly) is the source of this 1574-nucleotide messenger RNA. It is a transcript of the gene ei24, whose product is annotated as EI24 autophagy associated transmembrane protein. Gene Ontology annotation, cellular component: endoplasmic reticulum. Lineage: Eukaryota; Metazoa; Chordata; Actinopteri; Cyprinodontiformes; Poeciliidae. The transcript is spliced from 11 exons. Bases 222 to 1247 code for a protein of 341 amino acids. Gene Ontology annotation, biological process: macroautophagy. The record is from RefSeq and is a predicted model, not a curated record.